ACUUCUUAAGAGGUUGCUGGCAUCGUACUGAGAAGCUUCGUUUAUCGAGUUUCUCCUGUUCGAUAAACUUAUCGCUGCCUGCCUAGAUACACGGGAUCAGGCGUUGGAUAAGGACCCGGGCCAAAGCCUAUUUCGGGGCGCUUCGUUGGUUAUCGCUUAUCGUCACGUUCUCAGUGUGACGGUGCAUCCCAUUGGCGAGCCACACACCUCUUGUCGCCCAACUAAUCAGUCAGAGAAACAACAACAAACACUCGAUAUUGGUACGAUAUUUUUGUUCACCUCGUCAUCCCAUACAUAGAGGACGAGCGCUCGUCGGGUGAUUCGUGUCACCGUGUUUGUGGUCUUCGUGACUGCUUAAUUCAAAUCCUCCACCCAUUGAUCCCGUGUCCACCAUGGGUCGUGUGACCCGUGAUUUUGCUUCAGUCAGUCAGUCAACCGAAGUCACAGUGCGUGCAGUGUGUUGUCCCGUUACCCGAUGAGCAAAGAUGAACGCCUACGAGCAGCAGCAGCAGCAGCAGCCAUCGCUAGAACUCUCUUCCAAGCGGUAUCCGAUUGCGACCAAAAACCGUAAAUCGAAGUUUCAAUUCCUCGCCGGAGUUCAAGAACACUAUGAGCGCAAGCAGGAAGCAGCCAAGGAACGGGCGGCUAUGCCGAAACGAGUCAAUCUGUCCGUUCCCGGGACACCAGUCUGCUCUCGGUACCUUCAGUCGAUGUCGAGUCGAUCGUCGGUUGCUUCGAGUGAUGAUGAGUCAACCCAGGCUGUCCCACCUGCCCAAGAGCUCAUCAUCAGCAGCAUCGUGUUGGAGAAAUUUGUGAAGGACAUGAGCACCCUAUCGUCAGCUGAUCAACUGGAUAAGCCCGAAACGAAGAGCGAAGGAAAUGCGAAUGUGCAGAUCGACGGUACGGCCGAUGACUUCUUCAAGGCUUCCGACGCACGGAAGGCAUACCAUCGAACCUUCUCGGAAGCUGUGGGAACGGUUGGUGGCGGCGAGAAAGAUCCGGCCGUGAAAAGGUACUUCGAUGAGUCCGCCAGCCAGCAUACAUAUCGGCGAGACUUUUCGGAGGCGUACGGAGAGCUUGGAAGUGUCAAGGAUGAUCCGAUCUUUAGUACCACCGAUGCUCCGAGCAGUGCUGCUACGACGAAGAAGAAAAAACGCUCCAAACCCACCCGACAGCAGCUGAUUAGUGAAUCGUCCUCGGAUGAGGAUCAUUCGGGUGCGCCAGAGUUGGCAGCUAAGGAGCGUCAGCGCAACGAAUUUCUGGAGGAGCUAAUGGAGCUGAAAAACUCGAAGAAGCGCAUGGAGCAGGAGCUAAAGGCUUUCCAGUCCAAAGAUCCGUCGCUGAUCACUGACGGCCAGAAAGAGCGAGUGCAACGGUUUUUCGAGGAGUCGGAUCAAUCCAAAGCAUACCAUCGUUCGUUUUCGGAAGCAGCCCAAACGUUUGGAGCACCACCCAGUGAUCCAAAGGUUCGCGAGUACUUCACUGAGUCCGCCACGCGGCAUACCUAUCGGCGCGACUUUUCCGAAGUUUGUGGCGAACUUGGAGCAAACGGGCCGGCGACUGGUGGUGAAUCAGAACGCUACAAACCUACCGUUCCGGGGACUCCAAUCAGCUCCAGGAGUUUGCACAAACUGAAGAAACAUGUGGAAGAGGAACCGGAGCUAGUAACGCCGGAUGCAUCCGCUUCGCUAAAGGAACAGUUAGCUAAGUUUAAUGAGGAGCUAGAGGAACUGAAGCUCUCCAAACCGGCCAUCUCGCUCGACACGAAGCAACCACCGGUUACGGAUGAUGCUCCGCCGAAGCCAGACUUUUGCGUUGAGCAGUACCUAAGCACUUCAAACGAAAAGCGAUCCUACGCCCGGUCCUUCUCCGAAGCCGCACAAUCGCUGAGUGCUCGGCCGGAGGUGAAGAGUGACACGGUGAAGUCGUUCUUUGACGAUUCCUCCCGGAAAGGGACCUUUCGCCGUGAAUUUUCCCAAGCCUAUCAGGAACUGGCGAUGGCCCCGGACGACGGUGUAUCGACGGUGAAUGACGUAACGCAGCCCAGUGGCGGUACAUCAGCUGACCGGGUGGCAGAGAAAGAUAACGGAGCGUCUCCUUCGCUACCUGAUAAUGCAACGGCCGUGGUGGCCGAAUCGACCGAUGAAAGGAAUAUCGUCAUUCCUGGGACGCCAGUUAGCUCGCGCAAACGGUCCCCACCGAAAGCAGCGGUGCGCAGCGACAAGCCGAUCGUUCCGGAAGCGAGUAGCCGGACAUCGGGAGCCUGGGAUGGACAGCGAUUGCCGGCACGCGUACCGUUAACACCGCAGCUUGACGUUUCAGCGGCCAGCGCGGUGACCUCACCGACAACGACGACAACGACGACGAUGCCGACGACCACGACACUAACGACCACAACGAUGGCAAUGAUUCAGGAAUGCGGGCUGGAAGAGGAGCAGCAGCAGCAGUAGUGCGGGAUGAUCGUGAGUUCAUACUUGCCGGCUCAAAGCAACCGGCUGGAUCGGUGGGUCGUACUGGUGUGGUAAGCGGUAGUGGAAACAAGAAUGAGGAAC
Messenger RNA from Anopheles darlingi, 2552 nucleotides. RefSeq lists its product as uncharacterized. The record is from RefSeq and is a predicted model, not a curated record. Lineage: Eukaryota; Metazoa; Arthropoda; Insecta; Diptera; Culicidae. The coding region runs from base 486 to 2450 and encodes 654 amino acids. The transcript has 2 exons.